Schistosoma turkestanicum is the source of this 2808-nucleotide messenger RNA. The record is from the annotation of a GenBank genome assembly. Lineage: Eukaryota; Metazoa; Platyhelminthes; Trematoda; Strigeidida; Schistosomatidae.
AUGAAUAACUGUGAGAUUCUUUCUAAACAAACGGUUACAGUUUUUAUUUACUUACAAAGAGAUAAUUUUCUUCUCUACGGCUUUUUUUCUUUUUCAGUGAAUUUCAUUCUUCUCUUCUACAAAUAUCAAUCAAUUGAAACAAAAUGUCAGUUUUCCGAAAAUUCCAUUCUGAAACCAAAUCAACUAUGGUGGACACAUGAUGGUCAACGUUUACCGCCUGUCUCUUUCAAUCUGAAUGAUUACUUACGUAAAUUUGUUAUAAAACAAGGUUUUGAUUUAACUGCUGCCUCUGAAGGAUGGAAUCAAAUGCUUGUAUCAUCAAACACUGAUUUAUUAUGGAUACAACAAUUGUGUUUACAUGCAUAUGUGAAACAUUUCAGUGAGAAACAAGAUGCAUUCAGAUCAUCAUCGCCACCAUUAUCCAUAGGAAGAAAGAGAUUUAUUCAAUUGCCACCACUAUUUAACGGUCUGAUGGCAUUCGACGAAAAUGACUGGUGUAGUCGCAAUACACUAGCAUGGAAUUCGGAUGAAGAAUUCAAUCAGUCAAAUGACACCUUUGUACAUAUUAUACAUUAUAGUAUUCAAUGUGAAAAGAUUAUUUAUCGUAAACAUUAUAAAUUCAUUGUACAGUUAGAUAUAACCAAUUCAAGACCAGUUUAUCAAUGUUUACAAUUUAAACCGGUUAAUAAAAAUGAUCCAACGAAAAUCAUCAAUGUUCUACAAACUUCACUUUCGAAAAAUUUGAAUGAUUUAUUUAUUCCAUGUCCAUUUGUUGGUGGAUUUCAAAUAACAAGUUUAAGUCAACUCAAUUCGGAAAAACCUGUUUGUGAUUAUCAAACAUUCGCAACAAUGGAAAGUGAUUGUUUUAUUAAUGAAGGAAUUGAAUGGAAUUUUGACGAUCCAAAGUGUAAUAUAUUUGAAGUCAAUAGCAUCAGUCAUCACAGUUGUUACGCUUAUUGGAAAAAAGACGGUUUAACCUAUACAAUACUGCACCAAGAUCGUAAAGAUGAUGGGUAUAGUAUCUUUACAAUGGUGUUCUCAGAUAUUCCGGAACCUUUAAGCCCAUCAGAUUCUACUUAUGGUCAAAGUAAGCCCUUAUGGAUUUAUCCAGGUUUAUCUUCAAAAUAUUAUCAAAAUAGCUCUUUAUUAUUGGAUUCAGAUAGCCAACACUACGAUACAGCAAUUACUAAAAACUGGAAUGAUCAAGGAACUUACGGCAGUCUUGUGUAUCAACUUCAAAUACGUCGUGCUUUUGGAAUAUGCGAUGAUGAACCAACUAGCUGUACAAAAGGAUGCGAUCAUGAUAUACGAAAUCGAUUAUUUUGUUAUAAAACCUGCCCGGUGGAUGAGAAAAAAUGUAAGUCUUCACAAUGGGAUUCAUGUUCAUUUAAACAAAACUAUCAAGGUCACUGGAAUUUCAUUGAAUCAACAUCAAACAAAAAAUAUUCUCUUUCUGAAUCGAAUAAAUCUAAAUGGACUAGUCUUAUUUUUGGUGAAAAUUAUCUUAUUUUCAUGGGUGAAACAAAUGAAUCUUAUUUGUGUAUUCGAGAAGUACGUGAAGCUAUUCAAGAUUGGUUUAUAAUUCGAUCAAGAAAACAAGCUAAUGGAUGUCAACCUAGAGAUGUUUGUCUGGAGUUGUUUCAAAGUGGUAUUCGACGUUCACUUGAUUUGUAUAACACGAACACAAUGGAAUUUCGAUUAUCACCAAGCAAAAAAUAUGGAUCCGAUGUUAAAACAUUAUGCAACUUUGAAUCGCAAUCAUUCAAUUUAAAUAACAAACCGAAAGAACCCUCUACUGCACUUAUAUUAGUCAGAAAUAUUGAACCAUUUCAAAUGUCAAAUCCAUACAGUGAUCCCCCGGUAAAAUGUGGUCUGUACCAAAUACGACUUGUUGGGACAAUGAAUAUCAAUACUGAUUAUUUAAUGCGUAAAUGGAAAUUGACUGGAGUUAGUCACUCAGCCAGCAAUGGUUAUGAACGAUUUCAAACAUUGAGUAACAAUAUGAAUUCCCAAUACUAUGAUCAACUUGUAGAUACGCUGCAUGAUCAGUCAUCUACAAAAUGGAAAUAUGAUUAUUCAGGGCAUAGAAUCAGUCGUUAUAAAAAGUCACCAUCAUAUAAGUUAGUCAGAAAUACCGAUUUCAUGUACACUCAUCAUAGUAAGGCAUCGCAGAUGUUUGUUUCAUGUCAUAUUGAAUUGAGUGAUUUUGAUAGAACUUAUGGUUCAACAGGAGAAUUUGGAAAUAAAAUUUGGAUUCAUAGUGAUUGUUUGUAUGAACAAAUUCAAAGUUCUUUUAAUACUAGUCAUGUCUGUCUAUCAGCUUACAAUAUCAUACCACUUGGAUUAAACGACAAAAAACAAUUAAUCUUGAUAACUUAUCAUGUUAUAACGAAAACAUAUUAUUGUUGGAUAUUCAAGGAAAUGAAACACAACAACGUUCAAAGAUAUUUAGUUUUUCUUUUCGAUACACCACAAUGUCAGUAUCAUCGACUUCCUUCAGGUGAUAUUCAAGUUAAUGAAGAAGGAGCAAUAGCUCAUAUCAGUCUAACAUCAGCUACUUGUAUAAAUUGCGCACUUAGGUCUGAUCAAUAUUCUAAAGAAUAUUCCAAUAGAAAAGAGUUACGAAAAUCAAAUGUAUUACGUAUACAAACUAAUCCACUUAAACAACAACGUCAAUCACAACGUGCACUACGUCAAAGUAUACAACAGAAUUCAAAAAAUAUCAGUUGGAAAAAUCAAAUAGAUUUAUGUACAGUUUUCAUAUCUACUUGUCUUUCAUUUUUGAUUUAUUCUUUAAUAAAUGAAUGA